Thalassophryne amazonica is the source of this 1283-nucleotide messenger RNA. Its product is annotated as izumo sperm-egg fusion protein 1. Lineage: Eukaryota; Metazoa; Chordata; Actinopteri; Batrachoidiformes; Batrachoididae. The transcript is spliced from 11 exons. Gene Ontology annotation, cellular component: plasma membrane; acrosomal membrane. Gene Ontology annotation, biological process: sperm-egg recognition; fusion of sperm to egg plasma membrane involved in single fertilization; heterotypic cell-cell adhesion. The coding region runs from base 210 to 1184 and encodes 324 amino acids. The record is from RefSeq and is a predicted model, not a curated record. Gene Ontology annotation, molecular function: protein binding involved in heterotypic cell-cell adhesion; signaling receptor binding.
CGAUCGUGUUCUGAGUGAGUGUUUGGCAACCGAGGUCCACUUCAAAAGCCAUUGUCAAGGAGACGACCAGAGAGGAAGUCAGACGACCAGCCAUCAUGAUGAUCAGAUAUGGAGGCUGAAAGAGUAGAGGAGAGAAAGAUAAGUCCUCCUAGAAACCAUGCUGAGAGUCAUGUUUCCAGAAGAGACACAAGUCCAGUGCUGCUGAGCUGAUGUUCCUCAUCUGCUGCAUCUCUGCAGCACAGGCCUGUCUGCAGUGUGACAGCCGCAUCAGGAAUCUCCACCAGGACUACAUCCUGUCCUUUUCCAGCGUACUGGACCAGAUCAUUGUGACAGAGUACCGGGAUCACGCCUAUACUCUUUACCAGCAGGAGAGCUUAAAAGGAAACGGAGUAGUUGAUUCCACCACUUUAUAUAAUGCAGUAGCUGAGUAUCAGAACUAUCUGACCAACGAAAUUGAAAGAAAUAAACCACCAGUUGUUUCAAAUGCCCACUACAUCAUGGACCGUGGUAGAAGCAUCCUGCAGAAGCACCUGCAAGAAUCCCUCAGUAACAAUUUGUGCCCCAACACGUGUGGAAUUUUGCACCAAAGAGUGAAGAACUGCAUCACGUGCAAAUUUGAGACCUACGUGUGCCCGUCCCACCAGCAGGAUUGUGGUGAGUUCUGGUUGGAGGCUGAAGAGGGAGAAGCAGUCGUGCUGAACUGUUUCCAAAACUGGCACUUGCUCCUGAUUAUGAGUACAGAGUACCACUACUCUUGGGCCCCUGGUGCACCAGGAACCAAAAAGAUGAAUGACAGUGACCUCCAAGGUUUGGUUGUGACAGAUGAGUCUUCUGUGGUGUUGAAUCAGCUGAACAUUGAAGAGCAAGGCACAUAUCGCUGCACGCUGCAGGAUUACAGUGGAAACAUCUACUAUCGAGUCACCUUCUAUGUCAAUGUCACCGCUGCUCCGGAGUCAACUGUCCAUCCUUUCAUUCAUCUGCCCGAGUGGGUCCAAGAAGACAGAUCCCCGUUUUCCAAACAGCUGGUGUCAGUCCUCUACGUGAUUGUGGUUCUCAGCCUGAUCUCAAGUUUCAUCCUCAUCUCCAUCAUUAGGCACAGAGUGGGCGGCAGAUUGAUGAUGAAGGGAAACAAAGAUGAAAACUUUCAGAGGAGGUGGGGAGAUGAGGUUGCACUCCCGCUGUGAGGAGCAUCACUGUGCUUGUGAGGGGACAUCAGCGACACCAUGUGGUAGCAGCACGCCGGCACACCUGAGCCGACCCCACCCACUACAAUAAAGAUCUAC